This is a messenger RNA of Daucus carota subsp. sativus, 1155 nucleotides long. Its product is annotated as F-box protein At5g07610. Bases 1 to 1155 code for a protein of 384 amino acids. The transcript has a single exon. Gene Ontology annotation, molecular function: protein binding. Lineage: Eukaryota; Viridiplantae; Streptophyta; Magnoliopsida; Apiales; Apiaceae. The record is from RefSeq and is a predicted model, not a curated record.
AUGAAGAAGCGCGCUUCUAGCUCCCAAGAAAUAGUUCUGAAUGACGAGGAUCUGUUAACAUUGAUACUGUUACGCGUCCCUUUCAAACAACUCCUGCUCCUGAAAUCUGUUUCAAAGAGAUGGCUCUCUCUCGUCACCAAUCCCCACUUCAUUCGCCUCCUCCGUCGUUCCCUCCCUCCUCUCCGUGCCUCUUCUCGUCUCAUUCAACGCAUCUUUCGCUACCCGUUUCCUGAUCAAGUCUUUUGUAUCCCUCUAGACAAUCCAAACGCCGCUUCCCCACUCAGAAACUCCACUUUUUUUGCGACUUACAAUCUUCAGCAAAUUUAUCUCGUGCAAUCCUGCAAUGGCCUUGCAAUGUGCACUAAUUCCUGCUUCAUAAGUUUCGAAGAUUUUAAGUGUUAUGUGUAUAACCCCUCCACUGAUCAUCUAGAUACCCUUCCUAAUCAGCCUCUGCUCUAUGGGCGUGGGGUUCUUUAUGUUGGCUUAACUUAUGAUCCUUCAAAGUCACCUCACUACAAAGUAAUUGCUUUUGUCUAUACACAAGAUCAAUCCGGUAACUUUCAUAUUUACUCCUCCGAAACUGGGAAUUGGAAGGCCUCCGUUCAGUCCUUUCAUCAGCCUGUAGGAUUCUCCUUCCUGAAAGACAUUCCAAAUUCUUCUGUUUAUUGGAAUGGAUGUCUGCACUGGUUAUGUUUUUUGUCCGGAUUUCACGAAGAUAUUCCAGAUUGUUCUGUUUCUGAUUGUUUCUACUUGAAUGUGGAUGAAGAAAGGUUGGGAACAUUUCCCAGACCUCCUAUUGGUGCGAGGGAGACUUCAAUGAGGAGUUAUUAUUUUGGGGAAUCUGAAGGCCAUCUGCAUGUCACUGAAGUUUGUCCAUAUGCUAUUUCACUCAACAUAUAUGAGAUGAAGAGUGAUUACUCUGGCUGGUUUGUCAAGUACUGGGUCGAUCUUGCUCCAAUCGCCAAGGUUUUCUCAGAGAUGAAUAAACAUAUGUCUAUUUUCCAUGAUAAGUUUGAUUAUGCGGUUUCCGUGCUCUCACUCUUCAGAAGAGAAAAUUUCCGGGAGGAUUCCUUCUUGGUAUUGGAAAUACCUGGUAAGGUUAUACGCUACAAUCUCGUGGUAGUAGCGUUAAACUGUUAUGGGACUUUGCUGUAA